Molecule: messenger RNA, 972 nt
Organism: Euleptes europaea (tarantolino)
Lineage: Eukaryota; Metazoa; Chordata; Lepidosauria; Squamata; Sphaerodactylidae
Product: olfactory receptor 52K1-like
Exons: 1
Coding region: 1-972 (323 amino acids)
Biological process (GO): G protein-coupled receptor signaling pathway
Cellular component (GO): membrane
Molecular function (GO): olfactory receptor activity; G protein-coupled receptor activity
Source: RefSeq, a predicted model, not a curated record
AUGGCACUUCGGAGCCAGAAUGGAACUGCCAACUCCUCUUACACCGAAUUUCUCCUGCUUCCAUUUCCGGGCAUCCAGGAAUCCAGAUACCUCCUUGCCAUUCCCUUCUUCUGCUUAUUUGUUAUUAUUGUCACAGCAAACUCUGUCCUGAUCUACACCGUGAAGGUAGAAGCCAGCCUCCACUCCCCAAUGUACCUUCUCAUUGCUCUACUCUUUGCAGUCAACAUCUGUGGGACUUCAACCAUCCUUCCCAAAAUGCUACUGAGUUUUGUGUUCCACGCCAGCCGCAUCUCCUUGACCGGCUGCCUUGUGCAAAUGUUCUUCCUCUAUUUUACGACUGUCCUAGAUUGCAGCAUUCUUCUCAUGAUGGCGCUGGACAGGUAUGUCGCCAUCUGCCACCCACUUCGCUACACAGACAUCAUGAGCAACAGACUUCUGAUCUUUCUAACUUUUGCUUCCUUGGUUCGGAGCCUCUCCAUAGUUGGCCCUGUGGUGAUCUUGGCUUCGCGGGUGAGGUUCUGCCGCUCCAACGUCAUCAGCCAUUUUGCCUGUGAACACAUGGCUCUCAUGAGGUUGUCCUGCAGUGACAUCUCAAUCAAUAAGAAAGUAGGGAUGGCUAUGAGAUGCGUUGACAUGAUAGUGGAUCUUAGUUUCCUUCUAGCUUCCUACAGCAAAAUUAUCCACACGGCUUUGAAGAUCUCGUCUGGCAAUGUCCGGCACAAAGCCUUCCACACCUGUGGCACACACCUGAUCAUCAUCUUCAUCGGCUAUUCCUCCCGUCUCUCUUCUUCCAUCGUCUUCCGUGUAGCCAAGUCUGCCUCGGAAGAUGUCCACAAUCUGCUUAGCGCCAUCUACCUGCUGUUCCCCUGGGCUGUCAACCCCAUUAUCUAUGGCGUAAGAACCAAAGAAAUCAGGGACAAACUCUACAAACUCUUCAAGAAAAAAUGGCCUCCCCUUAGGCAACAUCUGUGA